AUGUGUAAACACAUAGCUAAUAGAAAUACUGGUAAAGCCGCCGCCACCGACGGUGGUGGUGGAAGAGAAAGAGACCGAUUUGGUGGUGGAAAAGACACGUCUGUCUCUCGUGGAAAAGGAAAGGGUGUUGCCGCCGCUCUAUCUGACGGCUCUGGUGGUUCACAAACCGUCAGUGGUCGUGGAGGAGGAACCGCCGGAAAUGGUGGAAGAGGAACAACCGGUACUCGUGGAAGAGGAGCCGUCGGUUCUCGUGGAAGCUCAACAGCCGCCGGUUCUUGUGGAAAAGAAACUGCCGGAGUUCCAAGCUCCACUGAUGCAGGCAGUGUUGGCUCCAAAUGCCGAGCCGCUUUACCCGUCAACAGUGAUGGUGGGUCCAAACGCACUGCCAUCCUUUGUGAAGGCGGUGGUGGCACUGGAGCCGACGCCAAUGCUUCUACAUCUAACGGCGGUGUAGAUGGUGGCACUGGUGUAUCUGUCGGCGAAGGGACCAGUGGUGGUAGUCCCUCUCAACGAACAUCCUCUGCCUCACUGUCUUGGACAAGCCUUCCAGCUCAGUAUACUCCUCGGACCUUGUUAUUUCAGAUGACCACUCACUCUCCUCCUCUGCAAGACACUCAUGAGGAGAGGAUGUACCAUUGGGAAGUUGGACUCACUCCAACUGUUAUGAAGCAUUUCUUGGCCAUUGCAAAGAAGAGAUUGAGAGGCAUUGUUAGUCAGGCUAGGCACGGCCCUAAAAGACCAUAUUGGAUUGGACCAAAGCUUUGGAAAAGGAUGAACCAGUUUUGGAAGACUCCUGAGGCCCAGGAGAAGAGUGUUAUGCUUCACAGUACCGCAACUCGGAUCGUGGAGGGCUAG
Molecule: messenger RNA, 855 nt
Organism: Arabis nemorensis
Lineage: Eukaryota; Viridiplantae; Streptophyta; Magnoliopsida; Brassicales; Brassicaceae
Source: the annotation of a GenBank genome assembly